CUUUCUGCUCUCUCUCUCUCUCUCUCUCUCUCUUCAGAGCACUCAGCCAUGGACCGUCUGAACUGCUCAGCCGACCAACUAGCACAAUACUUAGGCUCCAACACCACCGACGCAGCCGCCGCCGCCUCCUACAUAUGUGGCCAAUUCGCCGCCGUGUCCAACAAAUUCAUUGACGCCGGCUACGCCGUCGACUCCACAUACCUCCUCUUCUCCGCCUACCUCGUCUUCUCCAUGCAGCUCGGCUUCGCCAUGCUCUGCGCCGGCUCCGUCCGCGCCAAAAACACCAUGAACAUCAUGCUCACCAACGUCCUCGACGCCGCCGCCGGUGGCCUCUUCUACUACCUCUUCGGCUUUGCUCUCGCCUUCGGCUCCCCCUCCAACGGCUUCAUCGGCCACCACAACUUUGCUCUCAAGUCGAUCCCCUCGUCUCUCUUCGACUACAGCUACUUCCUCUACCAAUGGGCUUUCGCUAUAGCCGCCGCCGGAAUCACCAGCGGCUCGAUAGCCGAGCGAACCCAGUUCGUCGCUUACCUAAUCUACUCUUCGUUUCUAACCGGGUUCGUAUACCCGGUUGUUUCUCACUGGUUCUGGUCUCCAGACGGGUGGGCCAGCGCAUCCAAACCCGAUAAUCUCUUGUUCGGAUCCGGAGUCAUUGAUUUCGCUGGGUCCGGAGUUGUACACAUGGUUGGCGGCCUUGCUGGGUUGUACGGCGCUCUCAUCGAAGGUCCGAGGAUCGGCCGGUUCGAUCACUCGGGUCGGUCCGUUGCGCUUCGUGGACACAGUGCCUCGCUUGUAGUGCUUGGUACCUUUUUGCUGUGGUUCGGGUGGUACGGUUUUAACCCGGGCUCUUUUACCAAGAUCUUGAAUCCGUAUAGUAGUGGUAGUUAUUAUGGGCAGUGGAGUGCGGUGGGUCGGACCGCUGUGACCACAACCCUAGCGGGCUGUACCGCAGCGUUAACGACCCUGUUUGGAAAACGGUUCAUUUCGGGUCACUGGAAUGUAACCGACGUGUGUAACGGACUUUUGGGCGGUUUUGCCGCCAUCACCGCCGGGUGCUCGGUGGUGGAGCCCUGGGCGGCAAUAAUAUGCGGGUUUGUGGCGGCCCUAGUGUUGAUCGGGUGCAAUAUGCUGGCUGAGCGGGUCGGAUUUGAUGACCCGUUAGAGGCAGCGCAACUUCACGGCGGGUGUGGAGCGUGGGGGGUGAUUUUCACGGCCUUAUUUGCCACUAAGGAGUACGUGAACCUGGUGUACCCGGGGCAGCCGGAUCGCCCAUAUGGGUUGUUUAUGGGCGGCGGAGGGAGGUUGUUGGCGGCGCAUGUAAUCCAGAUUCUGGUGAUACUCGGGUGGGUCAGUGUUACAAUGGGUCCAUUGUUUUUUGGUCUUCAUAAAAUGAACCUUCUUCGGAUCUCAGCCGAGGAUGAGAUGGCAGGUAUGGAUCUGACCCGACAUGGUGGUUUUGCAUAUGUGAACCAUGAAGAGGAGUCAAACAAGCCAGGGAUCCAGAUGAGUAGGAUUGGACCAUCAGUUCAAAGUUAAACCAUUUUUUCAAAUUUCAAUUUCAAUUUCAAUUUCAAUUUUUAUGCUCUUAUCAUCAGUUAGUAGUAAUUUUCGAUUACUUUUGGGGUAUUAGUUAUUAGUAUAUUAGGUUGUGAAAAAUGUAUGUAUGUAAGACAAUUCUUGGGUUGGAGAUGAGAGGUUGUGACUGGAGUCUUUAGAGAUGAUGAAGACAUGGACAUUCUUUUUUUUCUCUUUUCUUUUUUCUUUUUUAAUUUCAUUGUCAUUUUAUCAUUUUGUGGAGUGCUUAUCCAAUUUUCAUAGUUCAGUCCAAGUCACUCACCAUUCAUAUUCUGAAA
Camellia sinensis is the source of this 1853-nucleotide messenger RNA. The record is from RefSeq and is a predicted model, not a curated record. Lineage: Eukaryota; Viridiplantae; Streptophyta; Magnoliopsida; Ericales; Theaceae.